Molecule: messenger RNA, 2211 nt
Organism: Triticum turgidum subsp. durum (durum wheat)
Lineage: Eukaryota; Viridiplantae; Streptophyta; Magnoliopsida; Poales; Poaceae
Source: the annotation of a GenBank genome assembly
AUGAGCGGCGGAGGCCCGCCCAGGAAGCGCAACUUCAAGAUCGAGAUGUUCAAGCACCGGGUGGAGCUCGACCCCAAGUACGCGGAGCGGACAUGGAAGGUCCUCGAGCACGCCAUCCACGAGAUCUACAACCACAACGCCAGCGGCCUCUCCUUCGAGGAGCUCUACAGGAGUGCUUACAACAUGGUGCUUCACAAGUAUGGCGAGAAGCUCUAUAAUGGCCUUGAGAGCACUAUGACAUGGCGAUUGAAGGAAAUAUCAAAAUCAAUAGAGGCUGCACAGGGUGGUUUGUUUUUGGAAGAGCUGAAUGCGAAGUGGAUGGAUCACAACAAGGCAUUGCAGAUGAUCCGGGAUAUUCUAAUGUACAUGGAUCGGACUUAUGUCCCAACAUCCCAUAGGACACCUGUUCAUGAGCUUGGUCUGAAUUUGUGGAGGGAUCAUAUAAUUCACUACCCAAUGAUCCAUGGUCGGCUGCUUGACACCCUUCUAGAUCUUAUUCACAGAGAAAGAAUGGGUGAAGUGAUCAAUAGAGGCCUGAUGAGGAGCAUUACAAAGAUGUUAAUGGAUCUUGGUCCUGCUGUGUACCAAGAUGAUUUUGAGAAACCAUUUUUGGAAGUUUCCGCUAGCUUCUACAGUGGGGAAUCUCAAGAGUUCAUCGAGUGUUGUGAUUGUGGUAACUACCUUAAGAAGGCUGAGAGGCGGCUCAAUGAGGAAAUGGAGCGUGUCUCACACUACUUGGAUGCUGGCAGUGAGGCAAAGAUAACUAGCGUGGUGGAGAAAGAGAUGAUAGCCAAUCACAUGCAUAGAUUGGUCCACAUGGAAAACUCUGGCCUUGUUAACAUGCUUAUAGAUGACAAAUAUGAAGAUUUGGGUAGGAUGUACGCCUUAUUCCGAAGGGUUCCUGAUGGUCUAUCAACAAUCAGAGAUAUGAUGACUUCAUACCUGAGGGAAACAGGGAAGCACUUGGUGACAGAUCCGGAGAGAUUGAAAGACCCAGUGGAAUUUGUUCAGUGCUUGUUAAAUGAGAAGGAUAAGCAUGAUAAGAUCAUCAAUGUUGCUUUUGGCAAUGAUAAAACCUUCCAAAAUGCUCUGAAUUCAUCCUUUGAGUUCUUCAUCAACUUAAACAACAGGUCACCUGAAUUCAUAUCACUGUAUGUUGAUGACAAACUCCGGAAAGGACUGAAAGGGGCAACAGAAGAGGAUGUGGAGGGUAUACUGGACAAAGUCAUGAUGCUGUUUCGGUACCUUCAGGAGAAGGAUGUGUUUGAGAAGUACUAUAAGCAGCAUUUGGCAAAAAGGCUUCUGUCUGGCAAAACUGUUUCUGAUGAUGCUGAGAGGAGUAUGAUAGUCAAACUCAAGACGGAAUGUGGGUACCAGUUCACCUCCAAAUUAGAGGGCAUGUUCACUGACAUGAAGACAUCUCAGGACACCAUGCAGGAUUUCUAUGCCAAGAAAUCCGAAGAACUUGGUGAUGGCCCUACACUUGAUGUCCACAUCCUCACAACUGGCUCUUGGCCAACACAACCCAGCCCUCCCUGCAGCCUUCCACCUGAAAUCCUUGCAGUAUGUGAGAAAUUCCGUGGAUAUUAUCUUGGAACUCACAGUGGGCGGAGGUUAACAUGGCAAACAAAUAUGGGAACAGCUGAUAUAAAGGCCACGUUUGGGAAAAGCCAGAAGCAUGAGCUGAAUGUAUCCACUUACCAGAUGUGUGUUCUGAUGUUGUUUAACACCUCUGAUGGACUUAGCUACAAAGACAUCGAGCAAGCUACUGAGAUACCUUCCACAGACCUAAAGAGAUGUCUCCAGUCUCUUGCUUGUGUCAAGGGGAAGAAUGUUCUCCGUAAAGAGCCCAUGAGCAAGGACAUAUCAGAGGAUGACACAUUCUACUUCAAUGACAAGUUCACAAGCAAGCUUGUUAAGGUGAAGAUCGGGACCGUGGUGGCAGCAAAGGAAUCUGAGCCAGAGAAGCAGGAGACCCGCCAGCGAGUUGAGGAGGACAGGAAACCUCAGAUUGAGGCUGCCAUCGUCAGGAUCAUGAAAUCUAGGAGGGUCUUGGAUCAUAACAGUAUUGUAUCUGAGGUUACCAAGCAAUUGCAAGCACGGUUCUUGCCGAACCCUGUUAUCAUAAAGAAACGCAUAGAAUCUCUGAUCGAGCGCGAAUUCUUAGAGAGGGACAAAGCAGAUAGAAAAUUAUACCGCUAUCUUGCAUAA